AUAUUGUUACUUACAAGUGUCAUUACAGGUUCAAUUUUUCCUCUUUACCACGAAUGACACCGAUAUUGCAUAUAAUUUAGAAAGUAAUGUUUCGGAUAUUGACUUAUCCGGGUACAGUGCUAGUGAUAGAACGAUUUUCCUCAUUCAUGGUUUCACAGGGAGCUCAAGAGAUAACUGGAUAAUGACGGCUAAGGACGCUAUCCUUUCAGUGGAGAACGCCAAUGUUGUGUUAGUGGACUGGGAAAAGGGGGCUGACAAUCUACUAGACUAUAAUCAGGCGGCAGCAAACUGUCGUGUUGUUGGGGCUAUCAUUGCACGACUGAUGACGUCACUUCACACGUCAACAGGAGCUAGUUUUGGAAAUAUGUAUGUUAUAGGACACAGUUUAGGCGCUCAUAUAGCCGGGUAUGCCGGUGAAAAGAUCAACUCACUGGGAAGGAUCACGGGUUUAGAUCCGGCUUACCUGUCGUUCAGCAAGAAGAAUCCUGCAAUACGUUUAGAUUCAUCUGACGCCGAGUACGUUGACGUCAUACACACCGACGGAAAACGAUGGUUAACGGGACUAGGUAUCGCAGAUAGACUUGGACAUGCAGACUUCUUUCCAAAUGGUGGUUUUGAUCAACCUGGUUGUCCUUCCUUUUUUGGAUACAGUACAUGCGACCAUUCCCGGGCCAGAUCAUAUUUUGUUGAGUCCAUCAAUUCUACCUGUCGUUUCAAUGCCAUACCAUGUCGUAACUGGGGCCGAUUCAAGCGUGGUAAAUGUUCGUGCGACACCAAUUGUGCCGUGAUGGGUUUCUCAAAGAAUAACACCAAGUUCAGCGGAAAGUUUUAUCUUAAAACGAGAAAACAAAGACCUUUCUGCAAAGAAUAAAUCAGACCCUUUUGUUUUGUUCAUAAUGGGGGAAUUAUUUGAUUUAUAUUAAAUCAUGGGAUUAAAAUGUACAAAUAUAUAACAAGAGUUUAUUAGUACUGAUUUUUCAGUUUUCAGGCAUUCCUCAAAUCACACUUUAACGUUAUAAAACCAAUUGAGAUAAUUAGCUAAAUAUUUGGUUUCAAGCACUACUAUUAUUUCGAACACACAACCAUGCUCGCUAGCUGAUAAGACAGAUUCUUUAUCAGCACUAACAUUUCUCCUACAAGUAAAUAUCAGCUUCUCAAAGGGAAAACAUCACAUGUAUGAAAUGUAUGCAAUAAGUGGGAAAAUAAAUAUCCAUGGUUAAAUUGUUAUAGUGUGAUAUUUGUGGAAAAAUGGAAAGUUACUUUUUCACGAAAUAUCCCAUCAUCAAGA
Molecule: messenger RNA, 1288 nt
Organism: Ruditapes philippinarum (Manila clam)
Lineage: Eukaryota; Metazoa; Mollusca; Bivalvia; Venerida; Veneridae
Product: lipase member H-A-like
Exons: 5
Coding region: 182-871 (229 amino acids)
Biological process (GO): lipid metabolic process
Molecular function (GO): lipase activity
Source: RefSeq, a predicted model, not a curated record